CAUGCUGCUAAAAUAUAUUACCAUGAUACCGGUGUCACAAGCCAAUUGCCGCUCUUCUAUUCGCAGUUCUUGGAUCAAAUAUUCUCAGUGGCUUCCAUUAUCGUACUGAAUAGCGAAGAAUUUGGUUUGCUUGUCGAUGAUUCCGACAUACUUGUAAAUGUGAAGCAAGCUGCUGGCACUGGGAAGACCUACUUGACUGCUUUACAUGAAGUAGAGCAUAAAUGCGGCAUAAUGGAACCUCAAAUUGGGGUACUGUGUGCCGGAGUUGAUUGCGCCAACAUUCUCUGGGAACACGUCUGCUGCUGCAAUGACGACUCCGACUUCGUCUCUAAGACUCAGGUGUCAUCAGUGGUGAUUAUCGAUUUCACCAAAUCUUAUAUUGACACUGACAAUAUUUUACAAAACAAUAUGGAUGCCGAUGUUGUGAUUUUAAUCAAUAGCCGAAGGGAUGAAGCAGCAUAUGAUUUCCGGCUUGCCGGCGCGCACUGUGUUCUAGACAUCAAGCAACACUCAUUCCAGCCACUGCUCCCGUUUCUCGAAAAGGCAUGUUUGAUUACUGGACGAGCUCCGGUGAGCGAUUGCUUGGAGCAGUUGCAAAUAGCGGAAAUACGUUUAUUCGGUGACCGCUAUAGGCGAAUUCGGCUUGGUCCAGCACAGCUUGCAAGGCAAUCCAUUGUAGACGCUCAGAAGGAUGAACCAUCUGACGCAGGACGUUCAGAUAUUCGUGGUUCUUAA
Molecule: messenger RNA, 735 nt
Organism: Gongylonema pulchrum
Lineage: Eukaryota; Metazoa; Nematoda; Chromadorea; Rhabditida; Gongylonematidae
Source: the annotation of a GenBank genome assembly